This is a messenger RNA of Vitis vinifera (wine grape), 1239 nucleotides long. RefSeq lists its product as uncharacterized. Gene Ontology annotation, molecular function: RNA-DNA hybrid ribonuclease activity; nucleic acid binding. Bases 1 to 1239 code for a protein of 412 amino acids. Gene Ontology annotation, biological process: DNA integration. Lineage: Eukaryota; Viridiplantae; Streptophyta; Magnoliopsida; Vitales; Vitaceae. The transcript is spliced from 3 exons. The record is from RefSeq and is a predicted model, not a curated record.
AUGACUAGUAUUACGGGGUGGCGGUUGUACUUUGAUGGUGCCGCCAAUCAGUCGGGGUUUGGCAUUGGUAUCUUAUUGAUAUCACCACAGGGUGAUCAUAUCCCCAGAUCGGUCUGGUUAGCAUUUUCUGAUCAUCACCAGUUGACGAAUAAUAUUGUAGAGUAUGAGGCUUGCAUUAUAGGUUUGGAGAUUGCACUUGAUCUUGGCAUUAGACAGUUGGAGAUCCAAGGGGAUUCCAACUUGGUUAUAAAGCAGACUCAGGGUAUCUGGAGGACAUGGGAUGAGAAGCUGAAACCCUACCAUGCUUACUUGGACCUGUUGAUUGAUAGAUUCGAUGUGUUAAGGUAUAUACAUCUGCCCAGGGCGGAGAAUCAGUUUGCCGAUGCAUUCGCCACCUUGGCUUCUCUGAUUGUGAUCCCUGCGGGGGUGAAUGUUAGGCCAUUGCUGAUUGAGACUAGGUCUGCACCAGCUUGCUAUUAUCUGAUUGGAGAGAUAGAGGAUCAGAUUGAGCUGCCAUGGUAUCACGAUAUUUAUCAGCUUCUGUCAUGCGGCGCUUACCCAGAGUCAGCCUCGACCAAGGAUAGGAGAGCAUUGAGACAGUUGGCCACCAGAUUUGUUGUUUGUGGGGAUGCGCUGUAUAGGAGAUCACCUGAUGGCUUGUUAUUAUUAUGUCUAGACCGUGCAUCUGCAGAUCGAGUGAUGAGAGAGGUUCAUGCAGGGGUCUGUGGCCCACACAUGGGAGAUUGUUGCCAGUUUGUACAGAGAUGUCAAGAGUGUCAGAUGCAUGGAGACUUGAUACAUGUGCCACCUUCUGAGUUGCAUGCACUUACAUCCCCUUUGCCAUUUUCAGUAUGGGGUAUUGAUAUUAUUGGGAAGAUCUCGCCCAAGUCUUCCAGUGGGCAUGAGUACAUUUUGGUUGCCAUUGACUAUUUCACCAAGUGGGUGGAAGCUGCUUCUUAUGCUAGGUUGACAACGACCAGAGUGGCCAAGUUCAUCAGGUCGCAUAUUCUCUGCCGAUACGGGGUCCCUCAUGAGCUGAUCUCAGACAGAGGGGUGCAUUUCAAGGGCGAGGUGGACAUGUUGAUUCAAGAGUAUGGCAUUCAGUAUCACAGAUCGUCUGCGUACAGGCCACAGACUAAUGGAGCAGUUGAGGCCGUCUCCAUUACUUCGGGGGAUAUCGAGGGUCACAUAUUGUCUUUCCAUUCAGUUUACUUGCCUCAGGUCCAUGAUCAGAGAUAG